Fulvia fulva is the source of this 1302-nucleotide messenger RNA. RefSeq lists its product as uncharacterized. The coding region runs from base 1 to 1302 and encodes 433 amino acids. Lineage: Eukaryota; Fungi; Ascomycota; Dothideomycetes; Mycosphaerellales; Mycosphaerellaceae. The record is from RefSeq and is a predicted model, not a curated record. The transcript has a single exon.
AUGCACUUCGCCAAGCUUCGCAGCCUGUUCCACCGCAAGGCCACCAUCGCUCAAUCUCCUCAGACGACCCAGGACGGCGAAGACGACUCUCAGCAGCAUGGCAACGCUGUAGUCGUUGGAGAGCACACAGAAAGACCGCUUCAACCCCUCCCGUCGCCCGGAAGCUCCUUUUUCGAGGACGAAGACACCAACCUCACCGACAAGACUCUGACCUGCCGCCAUCCAUCAUACCGUCCUCUCUUCUGGCCUAACGCAGAUCGAGCACCAAGCAUGAUGCAUUUCUACGUUCCAUCACGCUCGCGCUCUCCAAGCUCCUCAGCCUCAGCCUCCAGCACCACAGCACAAGAACUUUUCCGGGACUUUUCCGGGACCUUCCCUUGCAACGAAUCCCUCUCGUCUUCAGACCUCCGCCCAGGCGCUGUAUCUCGCAUCAGUAAUAACAACUUGCGUCAGCGCGACAGCAAACUCCACGACUCCAUCACGAUCCAAUGCCACCCGGCAAUUCUUGACAAUCCGCCACCCUUUCAACGCUACUCCUCGCCGCCCAAGAUCGAAGGGGCUGGGCCACCAGACCUCGCAAAGACAUGUGCACGAAAGAAUACCAACUUGCGGCGUCAAGCUUCUAUCUUAGAGAUCCAGAAUGAUCUGUUCGCGACGCGUCUCGAGCAGACAAUACAGGAUCUCGAGAACAUGACGUGCACUCGCGACGUGACUCGUCGUAUGCUCGUGAGAUGCAACGAGCUGCGUCUGCAAGCUGAAAAGGGGCGCGUAAUGUGGAGGGAGAAGUACAACAACAUUUACAGCGGCGUAGAAUCACUUCUUCGCGCCAACAACGCCAUGGAGCAACAAAUCCGCAACCUCGAAGAAGCCCACAGCCACUGCACUCAGCGUGAACUAGGCCUUCAAGAGCGAAUCGAUACCCUGCUCACUUCCCGCUGGCGUGGCAGCACAUAUCUCAAGCGCCGCCUGAUGGAGACCAGCGACCGCAACAACAUCCUCGCCAAUAACCACGACAAGAAAGUAGCGCAGCUCGAGAAGGUUCAGCAGUGCAACAUCGGCCUCCAGCGCAGGAUUGACGUUGCAGAUGACAAAGUUGCUAGGCUGCAGAAACUAUUGCAGAAGGCGAAAGAGGAGCGCGAGGAAGAUACCGAAGCGCUUCAACUCGCCGAGAAGGAAGUCUACCAGCUUUCCGAGAACUUGCGCUCCGCACAGACAUGUCUGAAAGACAAAUCAGCAGCGUUGGAACAAAUCGUUCAGGAAAAGGAGAGGUUGCAGUCAUUGCUGCGCCUGACGGGCUCGUGA